AUGACUGGUCGUGGUAAAGGUGGUAAAGGUUUAGGAAAAGGUGGUGCUAAGCGUCAUCGCAAAGUUCUUCGUGAUAACAUCCAAGGUAUCACGAAACCAGCUAUUAGACGUUUGGCUCGCCGUGGUGGAGUUAAACGUAUUUCUGGUUUGAUUUACGAAGAAACUCGUGGUGUAUUGAAGGUAUUUCUGGAAAAUGUGAUCCGUGAUGCAGUUACAUAUACAGAACAUGCCAAAAGGAAGACUGUUACAGCCAUGGAUGUUGUAUAUGCUUUGAAGAGACAAGGUCGUAGGCUUCCAACCUUGAUCAUUUGUCGCCUUGGCCGAAAUAGUAUGGCUCGUACAAAGCAAACUGCUCGUAAAUCGACUGGUGGUAAGGCACCACGUAAACAAUUGGCUACUAAGGCCGCACGCAAAAGUGCGCCCGCAACUGGCGGUGUAAAAAAACCACAUCGUUAUCGUCCGGGAACUGUAGCUUUGCGUGAAAUUCGUCGCUACCAAAAGAGUACAGAGCUCUUAAUUCGCAAACUGCCAUUCCAGCGUUUAGUCCGUGAAAUUGCACAGGAUUUCAAAACUGAUUUACGUUUCCAGAGUUCUGCUGUAAUGGCUCUGCAAGAAGCUAGCGAAGCAUACUUGGUGGGACUUUUUGAAGACACUAACUUAUGCGCUAUUCAUGCUAUGUCUGGUCGUGGUAAAGGAGGUAAAGUUAAGGGCAAGGCAAAGUCUCGCUCAAAUCGUGCUGGAUUACAAUUUCCAGUUGGUCGUAUUCAUCGAUUGUUGCGUAAAGGCAAUUAUGCUGAACGCGUUGGUGCCGGCGCUCCCGUCUACUUAGCUGCUGUAAUGGAAUAUUUGGCAGCUGAAGUUCUUGAAUUGGCUGGCAAUGCAGCACGCGAUAAUAAGAAGACAAGAAUCAUACCCCGUCAUUUACAAUUGGCCAUCCGUAAUGACGAAGAAUUAAACAAAUUGUUGUCUGGUGUUACAAUCGCACAAGGUGGUGUAUUACCAAACAUCCAAGCUGUACUUUUGCCUAAGAAAACAGAAAAGAAGGCUUAAACUAUAUCUUACAACACUAUUUCUUUCG
Molecule: messenger RNA, 1078 nt
Organism: Teleopsis dalmanni
Lineage: Eukaryota; Metazoa; Arthropoda; Insecta; Diptera; Diopsidae
Exons: 5
Coding region: 1-1050 (349 amino acids)
Cellular component (GO): nucleosome
Molecular function (GO): DNA binding; protein heterodimerization activity; structural constituent of chromatin
Source: RefSeq, a predicted model, not a curated record